Messenger RNA from Eublepharis macularius, 2957 nucleotides. It is a transcript of the gene LMAN2L, whose product is annotated as lectin, mannose binding 2 like. NCBI's taxonomy places the organism in Eukaryota, Metazoa, Chordata, Lepidosauria, Squamata, Eublepharidae. Gene Ontology annotation, molecular function: D-mannose binding. Bases 1 to 1050 code for a protein of 349 amino acids. Gene Ontology annotation, cellular component: COPII-coated ER to Golgi transport vesicle; endoplasmic reticulum-Golgi intermediate compartment; endoplasmic reticulum membrane. Gene Ontology annotation, biological process: endoplasmic reticulum organization; endoplasmic reticulum to Golgi vesicle-mediated transport; Golgi organization. The record is from RefSeq and is a predicted model, not a curated record. The transcript has 9 exons.
AUGGCGGUGGUGGAAGGGGUCGCCGUGGACCUCCGGGGAAGGAGCUGGCGCGAAGGGAGGUUGUGCCGCCUGCUGCUGCUUCUGCUGUGGGUGACCCGUGCUGAGCAGAUGGAGGAGCACCUGAAGCGGGAGCACUCGCUCACCAAGCCGUAUCAGGGUGUAGGCUCUUCCAGCUCCUCUCUCUGGGAACUUAUGGGCAAUGCUAUGGUUAUGACCCAGUUUGUGCGCCUCACUCCUGAUGUUCAGAGCAAGCAGGGAGCUGUCUGGAACAGGGUGCCUUGCUACUUAAGGGACUGGGAGAUGCAAGCACACUUCAAAAUCCAUGGGCAAGGAAAGAAGAACUUGAAUGGGGACGGCUUUGCAAUCUGGUACACAAAGGAUCGCAUGCAGCCAGGGCCUGUCUUCGGGAGCAAGGAUAACUUUCUAGGGCUGGGAGUGUUUGUAGACACCUACCCAAAUGAGGAGAAGCAACAGGAGGCUCAGAAGAGGAGAUAUUCCUCAGGAAACCAGCGUGUGUUCCCUUAUGUCUCUGCCAUGGUGAGCAACGGCUCCCUAGCCUAUGACCACGACAGGGAUGGGAGGCCCACAGAACUGGGCGGGUGCACAGCAAUGGUGCGCAACCUCAAUCAUGACACUUUCCUGGUGAUCCGCUAUGUGAAGAGGAGGCUUACCGUCUUGCUUGACAUAGAUGGCAAGCAUGAGUGGCGAGACUGCAUCGACAUCCCAGGGGUCCAUUUCCCACGAGGAUAUUACUUCGGAGUAUCUUCUGUCACAGGAGACCUGUCAGAUAACCAUGACAUCAUUUCUCUGAAGUUGUAUCAGCUGACAGUUCAACGGACACCAGAAGAGGAGCAACGGGACAAAGAGGUCUUUCUUCCCAUUGUGGAGAACAUGAAACUGCCUGGAAUGGAAGCUCCUCUGGAACCAAUGAGUGGCCUUGCUCUGUUCUUGAUUGUCUUCUUCUCACUGGUUGCCUUGGUCUUUGCUAUCGUCAUUGGCAUUAUCGUCUACAACAAAUGGCAGGAACAGAGCCGGAAACACUUCUACUGAUCAGGAAGCAUCCUAGCCCAUUCUUCGGCAUUUUUUGCCUUCUAGACUACCACUGAUGGCAUCGGCAGGGGUGAUAGCAGAUUCAGGCAGCUAGUCUAUGAGUCCUUCCCUGUCAUGAGGACUCCAAUCCAUCUGGAUCUUGAAAAUUUGAAAUGGGAUUGGCUUUUGGCAUGGGGGCCUCCUUGUUUGGCCCUCAAUGGGGGAAGCAAUUAUGCCUGCCCCUUUCCACUUUGCCUUUUACAAACUGAGCUUACAGCCCUGGCAUUUCUGCAAGACUCAAUGGGUAUAAACUUAUCCUUAAUCAUGUGAUGUGAAAUGAACUUCUGUGUCACUGUGGGAAAAUCAAGAGACCUCCAGCCAGUGAACCCCACAGUUGGCAAUAGCUGCUGUGCCCCCAUGAAGCUGCCUUUGUGGAUUGGAAGCUAGGAGCUUUGGUUCAGCAGGGGGCAAGAUGGUGUUGCUUGCUGUGCUAUAGGGGGAAAGCAGGCCAUGUGCUCUGGAUGUCUUGCUGGGACCUCUUUUCACUAGCAUCUUGAAGAAGUACCUGCUUUGACUAGGUAAGUUGAGAGCCUGUAGCUGUAAAAAAUAGAGACCACCAUUCUCUAACCUACCACCCAAAUAUUCCUGCUUGUGGAAUAGGGGAACGAUGGAUGCUAAGCCUGGUGAAUAAAUGAGUGUGGCUACUUCCCAUGGCUAUUUCACAUCCUGAAGAAAUAGAAGCAUCUUUCCUCCCGUCCUCAUCCCUUUUUUCCUUCCUUGAGACUUAUGCCUGCUCUGAUUGUUUAUAUAAAUAAAUUGUAAACGAACAAAGUGAGGCAUAGCAGCCAGCCCCUUCCUGAGGAAUUAAAGGUGCCUUUCCUUUUUCAAGGGUAAAGAGCCUUGAUUAAUCUACCAAGAAUAAUUGAGAUCGUGUUGAUUUUUAUAACCAAAUGGUGGUAGGUGUAGAAACUCAAAUAAGGGCCUCCUUUCUCUAGGAAAGCGUGUUGGGAGACGCCUCAGUUUUCAGCAAAAUCUCCUCAGUUUUGACCACCACUGUGAGGCAGCCUUAGAAUAUUCUAGAGAAUGCAUUUGCAGUUCAGGUAGUCCAUUGUGCCCCACAUGGAUGUCCCGGCGUCAGUUCCAGAAUCCUCUGCAAAUUCACAAGCGUUCCGUGGCAAGAGUGCAGGGGCUUCCUGAGACAGGCUGAAAUGCAAAGGUCUCUACAAAGGUAGAAAGCUGCUUUCAAAAAGGCAAAACUGCUGUAGGGCAAACACAACUUGUUUUCGUUGCUGUGACGCUACCUCCUUUCUCCGAAGGAAUUUGAAUGUACCUGCUCCUGACUGGUAUUCCAACACCCCAUCUCCUGGUGACUAAGAGGAUCCUCCCCUCCCUACAUGCUCUGAGUUUCCCUUUCCUUAUUGGUCAGAAUAUUUUUAUUUUUUGGUGUCUGCCAAGGAUUGACCUUGGUUGAAGGAAAUGUCUCUUGUUGCUGGGUCUGUUACCAGGGGAAUUUUGUGCUGCUUUUUCACAUUUCUCCUCCUUUCUUUGCUGGAGACAUGUUGUCUGGGCUCUCCUCUCAUGAAGCUGGCUUAAAUCCAUGGGGGAGAAGAGCAGUGCCACUUUCCACAAGUGUUGUGCAGUGCUUCUGUAGAGGCUGGCCGGUAGAUGCUCUGCACAGCAGGCCAGCCUCACCUUGCCCUCUGAUCACUGGACUGUACCGCAUACUACCUUUGUAGCCUCUCCCUUCUUUUCCCAGUGUCAAAGUUCAAAAAAACAAACAAACCACACAAAGGUCAUGUUAAGUGAUGCUGAUGGGUCUGAAGUAGACUUGUACACAAAAUUGCUUGUUGCAUUUUUUUGUUGUUCUCUAAAGAAUGUUUCCUUAAAACCAUUUAAUGGUCUUUUUUAAAAAAAGCUAAUGUUCCCCU